UUAAAGCCUUACACAGGAGUCUUCCAUUCAUGGAUGCAUACUCCUCCGAAAUUGAGCACUCAACACCUGCUACCCCACGUAAUUCUCACCGGCAAUACCACACUACCCCUGCAAGAUCUCAACCUCAAUCCGCCUCAUUUUCAGUUUCCACUUCGUACGACUUUCCUUUGGGCUCACGCAGGCCUCGAAACCCCACUCCAGCCAGCCCUUUUGCAGCUGAUGAUGACAGGUCAUGGCAAGGUGAGCUGUCAUGGCAGUUCAACCCUACUGGAUGGCGUGACAAUCGCGAUUUUAGUGCUGCACUGAGCCCAGUAGGAUAUUCAAGUGGCAGUAGGAUAUUCAGGAGAUCAGCAAAGGACUAUUUUCUUUCACGUACUACUGCUGCUGCUGGUUUACGUAGCUUUACCAAUCCAUACUAUGAUCAUUCUUCCGGACAUUAUGAAGCAUUACCGUCUGGAAGGCUUGAGCUACAGAGCUAUGUUGCCAGAGAUGGAGAAGACGCGUUCUCUGCAAGAAGAUUUGCUCCCCGUGAACCAACUAUGCCGCAUGGAGCUCAUCGUCACUUGUCAGCUGCUACUAAAAGGAGUGCUGCAAGUAGUGGGCCUUUGGCUGACAAAGACGAGCUGAGCUUAGUUGAUUAUGAUGCACCGGAGGAUUUAGAUCAUCAAAUCAACUUGUUAGAGACUGAUCCAGGUCACCUCCAACGCCAGAACCCUAGUUGGUUAUCAAUAUCAAACGCUUAUAAGCACAAAGGAACAGAAGAUGACCUGUAUAGCGUUGGUCAUGGUCCUCGCAAUCCUGGUCACACCACCCACCAUAUUCAUGGCGGCGAUGCACAAAGCCAUCGGAAGUUAAACUGUCAGUAUGGACAGAAUCAUCAUCAUUAUCAUCACCGGACAUCAUUGGCUACAGCGCCAUAUCGUCAUGGGGACUACGAUCAUACAGUGCAUGCCCUGGAAAACAUCAAUGAUGACUUGUAUUCUUUUAAUAAUGAUCAUAAGACUCCAAAUCACCGAGUUCAUGAAGCUACAAGUAAUCAGUACCGCACUCACAGUCACAGUGGGUAUGAUGUUGACCAGGAAUUGGCUUACGAUGUACAAGAUUUUGAUGACGAUGAUGUUGGGGCGCCCAAGUCAGUCGGACUGUUUGGUUUGUUCAAGUACUCAACCAAAUUUGAUUUGUUACUUGUGCUGUUAGGUUGUUUGGGAUCUUUGAUAAAUGGGGGAUCUCUUCCUUGGUAUUCCUAUCUUUUCGGACGGUUUGUAAAUAAAAUUGCAAAGGAAUCAAAAACUGAUUUACAAAAGAUGAUGAAAGAUGUGGAAAAGAUUUGUCUGCUUAUGACUGGAUUGGCUGCAGUCGUGGUAGUUGGAGCAUAUAUGGAAAUUACUUGUUGGAGAAUGGUUGGGGAACGAUCUGCCCUCAGAAUUAGAACUCAGUAUCUAAGAGCAGUUUUGCGACAGGAUAUAGGCUUUUUUGACACUGAUAUCAGCACCAGUGACAUUAUGCACGGAAUUUCAAGUGAUGUUGCACAAAUCCAGGAAGUGAUGGGAGAGAAGAUGGCACAUUUUGUGCAUCACAUCUUCACAUUCAUAUGUGGUUACACUGUUGGAUUCUUAAGAUCAUGGAAGAUUUCCCUGGCAAUCUUUGCAGUCACACCAUUGACUAUGUUCUGUGGCAUUGCCUAUAAGGCAAUAUAUGGUGGUUUAGCUGCAAAAGAAGAGGACUCUUACCGUAGAGCAGGCAGCAUAGCGGAGCAAGCCAUAUCAUCGAUUAGAACUGUAUUCUCAUUUGUAGCAGAGGAUCUUUUAGCUGAAAAAUACGUUGAUGUGCUUGAUAAGUCGGUGCCAUUAGGGAUAAAGAUUGGGUUUGCCAAGGGAGCAGGGAUUGGAGUUAUCUAUUUGGUCACAUAUGCUACAUGGGCAUUGGCUUUCUGGUAUGGAUCAAUCUUAGUUGCAAGGAAAGAGAUAAAGGGAGGUGAAGCCAUUGCAUGUUUCUUUGGCGUUACUGUAGGGGGAAGGGGCUUGGCUUUGUCCUUGUCAUAUUUUGCUCAAUUUGCACAAGGAACCGUAGCAGCAAGCAGAGUAUUUGAAGUUAUAGACAGAGUUCCAGAUAUUGAUCCCUAUAGUGCUGAGGGGAAGAGGCUUUCCAACCCACGAGGGAAGAUAGAGUUCAAGGGUGUUACCUUUGCCUACCCUUCUCGCCCUACAAUCCAGAUUCUCCAGUCUCUCAACUUGGUUAUUCCAGCUUCAAAGACUUCGGCAUUAGUUGGUACCAGUGGAGGCGGCAAGUCAACAAUUUUUGCUCUCAUAGAGAGAUUUUAUGAUCCUACCCAAGGUAUUGUUACCCUUGAUGGUAACGAUUUGAGGACAUUACAAGUUAAAUGGUUGAGAAGUCAGAUUGGUAUGGUUGGUCAGGAACCAGUUCUUUUCUCAACAACCAUACUAGAAAACGUGAUGAUGGGAAAGGAGAAUGCCACCAAGAAAGAGGCAAUUAAAGCCUGCAUUGCUGCAAAUGCUCACAGUUUCAUCUCUGGACUUCCACAAGGCUAUGAAACCAUGGUAGGAGAUCGGGGAACCUUACUGUCUGGUGGUCAGAAGCAGCGUAUUGCCCUUGCUCGAGCAAUGAUCAAGGACCCUAAGAUCCUUCUCCUAGAUGAGCCUACAAGUGCGCUAGAUCCUGAAUCUGAGACAGUGGUUCAAAAAGCCAUAGAUAAAAUUUCAAUGGGUAGAACCACCAUUGUCAUUGCUCAUAGGCUAGCAACAAUCAAACAUGCGGAUGCCAUAGUUGUGCUUGAUAGAGGUUCUGUUGUGGAGAUUGGAAAUCAUCAUGAACUCAUGGAAAAUUCUGGAUCCUACUAUAACCUGGUUAAGCUUGCUUUGGAAGCUGUCUCAAAACCAACGUUGCAACAAUCCGAUAUUGCAAUUGGUUUCCAUACCAAAUUGAAUCAGGAUCCCUCACAAGCAGAGAAUGUAUAUGAGAUAUCAAGAUCAAAGUACUUGAAAUCCAAUCAAGAUGUGGGCCAAGUUGAAGAGGCAGAAGAUAAACAAUCCGAGUUGAGGAAAUAUAAACUUUCAGAGGUAUGGAAUCUACAGAAACCAGAACUCAUGAUACUGUUAUUGGGGCUUCUUUUGGGUAUGCAUGCAGGUGCUAUUCUAUCAGUCUUUCCCCUGGUUCUUGGCCAAGCACUUAAUGUCUACUUUGAUCCAAACACCAAAAAUUUGAAAAGAGAAAUUAGAAAGCUCUGCUUGAUUCUGGUUGGACUUGGCUUUGGGUGUAUAGGAUUCAUGACAGGCCAACAAGGUCUCUGUGGUUGGGCUGGUACCAAACUCACAAAGAGAGUCAGAGAUUUCUUGUUCAGAGCUAUACUAAAACAAGAACCUGGCUGGUUUGACAUUAAUGAGAAUUCCACUGGGAUACUUGUGUCAAGGCUCUCAAGUGAUUGUGUUAGUUUCCGAUCAAUUUUGGGCGAUAAGAUUUCAGUGCUGUUAAUGGGGUUGAGUUCUGCAGCAGUUGGCCUCGGUUUUUCAUUUUUUCUUGAAUGGAGAUUGACUCUCUUGGCCGCUGCUCUUACACCAUUCACUCUUGGUGCAAGCUAUUUCAGCUUGAUAAUUAAUGUUGGACCAAAACUAGAUAAUAGUUCUUAUGCCAAAGCUAGCAAUAUUGCUGCAGAUGCUGUGUCCAAUAUCAGAACAGUGGCCACUUUCUCAACUCAUGAACGCAUAGUUCAAUCUUUUGAUCAAGCUUUGUCUAAGCCGAAAAAAUUAUCAGUCAAAAGAACACAAAUUCUUGGUUUAGCUCUUGGGUUUUCUCAAGGUGCUAUGUAUGGAGCUUAUACCUUAACUUUAUUCUUUGGUGCUUAUCUUGUGAAAGAAGGCUAUACCAACUUCGGGGAUGUGUACAAGAUUUUUCUGAUACUUGUUUUGAGUUCAUUUUCAGUAGGACAACUUGCAGGACUUGCACCGGACACUUACUUGGCCCCAACUGCAGUUCCAGCUGUUCUUAAUAUACUAAGUCGUAGGCCAUUAAUACAAGAUGAAAGCCAGAAAGGCAGCAAGAUAGAAAUGUUGAAGCCAUUUGAUGUUGAGUUCAGAAUGGUGACAUUUGCAUACCCUUCUAGGCCUGAUGUGAUCGUGUUGAGAGAUUUUGGUCUGAAGAUAAAAGGUGGGACAAUGGUUGCUUUGGUUGGAGGAAGUGGAUCUGGAAAAUCAACAGUAAUAUGGAUGGUCCAGAGGUUUUAUGAUCCAAUUCGGGGGAAGAUUUUGAUGGGAGGGGUUAAUCUUAGGGAGCUUGACUUGAAAUGGUUGAGAAGGCAGACGGCAUUAGUUGGUCAAGAGCCUGCCUUAUUUGCUGGAAGCAUAAGAGAGAAUAUUGCAUUUGGCAAUCCUAACGCUUCAUGGGCCGAAAUUGAAGAUGCUGCCAAGGAAGCUUACAUUCACAAAUUCAUCAGUGGCCUUCCUGAAGGCUACGAGACAGAGGUUGGAGACAGUGGGAUACAGUUGUCUGGUGGCCAGAAGCAAAGGAUCGCAAUAGCCAGAGCUAUACUGAAGAAGUCAAAAGUGCUCUUACUAGAUGAAGCUAGCAGUGCAUUAGACUUGGAAUCAGAGAAACAUGUCCAAGAUGCACUCAAGAAGAUUGCUAAAAGAGCCACCACCAUUGUGGUGGCUCAUCGGCUUUCAACAAUCAGAGAAGCAGAUGCAAUUGCAGUUGUGAGGGAUGGUGCGGUGGCAGAAUAUGGAAGCCAUGAAAAACUUAUGGCUUCCCACCUUGAUGGUGUCUACGCUAGCCUGGUUCGUGCAGAAUUGGAAGCAACAGCAUUUUCAUGAGCGGUGAAAACUGAAACAUGCUUCAAAAUUCUAUAUUGAUUGCAGAAAGAACAGUUUUUUCAGUGAAAUUGCAAGGAACAUUUACACAGUAAUGUUGAAGUGUUGAGUUUAAAACAACUCACAAACUCAAAAAGUACUAAAGCUCUGUAAGAGUUGUCAACUUGAUAUGCGACCCUCUCAUCUGAAAUUGCUAUGAAGAGUAAUCUAAUUCUACUCGACCAGGGGCAAGGUGGGCCGUAGAGAGCAGUUACACCAUUCAAGACCUUUCUCUGUUUUGUCAACUAACACACGAAGGCAAGUUGAUGUUCUAUUUUUCCCAGUCUCGUAGAAACAACUGCGCGCCCAAACACCU
This is a messenger RNA of Coffea arabica (coffee), 5175 nucleotides long. Its product is annotated as ABC transporter B family member 19-like. Gene Ontology annotation, biological process: oligopeptide export from mitochondrion. The record is from RefSeq and is a predicted model, not a curated record. Gene Ontology annotation, cellular component: mitochondrial inner membrane. Gene Ontology annotation, molecular function: ABC-type oligopeptide transporter activity; ATP binding; ATP hydrolysis activity. Lineage: Eukaryota; Viridiplantae; Streptophyta; Magnoliopsida; Gentianales; Rubiaceae.